GCGUCUGUCGGGGAGCUCGGGCCGGUCCUCCCUGAGGAGGAGGUUAAGUGACCUCCCUGAGCUCUUGAAAAACCCGUCUCUGGUGGAGUCAGCUCAGGACUGCUUAGGGUCUCUGGGGGUAAGGUACAACUGUCCCUGAAGCUAGGUCACAUUCAAGUUUGGAACAGGGAGUCUUGACCUUCAUUGUUUCUGUUUCUCUCUGUGGAACCGAAAACCUCGGUAAAUUUGCCUUUGGAACAGAGUUACAGUUUGCAUGUGAAACCACUGUUCUAAGUCCUACUUAGAGAAGACUGUUGACACCAGUUGGAAUGGUUCCAAUAACCUACCUUGCAAAACGCUUCAGAUUCACAGAAUUUGCUUUGUAAAAACAAUAAGAGAGGUGUCAGAGUUUUCCAUUUAGAUCGACAACUUCAAAUUCUCAGCAUGGAAAACUCAGAGAAGACAGAAGUGGUUCUCCUUGCUUGUGGUUCCUUUAAUCCUAUCACCAAUAUGCACCUCAGGCUGUUUGAGCUGGCCAAGGACUACAUGAAUGGAACAGGAAAAUAUGAAGUUAUCAAAGGCAUAAUUUCUCCCGUCGGCGAUGCAUAUAAGAAGAAAGGGCUCAUCUCUGCCCAUCACCGAGUUACCAUGGCAGAACUCGCCACCGAGAACUCAGAAUGGUUGGAAGUCGAUACGUGGGAAAGUCGUCAACAGGACUGGGUAGAGACCGCCUCGGUGCUAAGACACCAUCAAGAGAAGCUGGAGGCCAGUAGCUGUGAUCACCAGCAGGACUCACCUGUACUGGAAAGGCCUGGGCGGAAGAGGAAGUGGGCUGAGCAAAGACAAGAUUUUAGUCAAAAGAAAUCACUAGAGCAAAGAAAAACAAAAGGUGUGCCAAAGGUGAAGUUGCUGUGUGGAGCAGAUUUCUUGGAGUCCUUUGGUGUGCCCAAUCUGUGGAAGGGUGAGGAUAUCACCAAAAUCGUGGGAGACUAUGGGCUCAUAUGUAUUACUCGGGCUGGAAAUGAUGCCCAGAAAUUCAUCUAUGAAUCCGACGUGCUGUGGAAACACCAGAACAACAUUCACCUGGUGAAUGAAUGGAUCACCAAUGACAUCUCAUCCACAAAGAUCCGGCGAGCCCUCAGAAGGGGCCAGAGCAUUCGCUACUUGGUGCCAGACCUUGUCCAGGAAUAUAUUGAGAAGCAUAGUUUGUAUAGCUCCGAGAGUGAGGAGAGGAAUGUUGGGGUGAUCCUAGCUCCUCUGCAGAGAAAAACUGCAGAAGCUGACACAUAAGAAAUUCUCCAGCAUAGUAUUGUGGACUUCCCUUUUGGGAAUUUGAAACAGUGUGGGUGUUAGUAAAUGGGGGAAGGAAUUGUGAUCCUCUUUAAUAAAUUAAAGUUUAAAGGGUUGGUAAAAAUCAGUAGUAGUUUAAAAUCAGGUUUAUCUUUAUCAGAAGUUACUAAGAUGAAUAAUUUAAAUUUUUUUUUUUUUUAGGAAUAUACAAAUCCCUUUAUCUUUAAAACAAGAGAUUAGUAGCAGAGCUAAUUGUAGAAGAACAUUAUAGAAGAACAUUCAAUAUGCAAAUCCCUUUAUCUUUAUUUUUUAUUAUUAUUAUUUUUAUAAAUUUAUUUAUUUAUCUUGGCUGCGUUGGGUCUUCGUUGCUGUGCGCGGGCUUUCUCUAGUUGCGUCGAGCCGGGGCUACUCUGCGUUGCGGCGCGCAGGCUUCUCAUUGCGGUGGCUUCUCUUGUUGUGGAGCACGGGCUCUAGGCGUGUGGGCGUCAGUAGUUGCGGCAUGCAGGCUCUAGAGCGUAGGCUUCAGUAGUUGUGGCGCACGGGCUUAGUUGCUCCGUGGCAUGUGGGAUCUUCCCGGACCAGGGCUCGAACCCGUGUCCCCUGCAUUGGUAGGUGGAUUCUUAACCGCUGCGCCACCAGGGAAGUCCCCUCUUUAUCUUUAAAACAAGAGAUUAGUAGCAGAAUUAAUUGUAGAAGAACCUUGUAGAAGAACAUUCAAUCAAACUAACUACAAAAAGAAUUCAAAAAAGACAUCCUGGCUUUACCACAGAAAGAGAAGUAAAGUGUGAAAAGUAAAGAGACCGUUUAAGAUCCUAAUUUUAGUUACGAAAGGAACGAACAUUUUAUGCAUGCCUUUUUUCCUGGGCAGCCCUCACUCAGGGUGGCCAAAGAAUUCUUAAAAUAGUGAUCUUGUAAAAUGCAUCACUGAUCAGUCAUCUCCAGCUGUGCAAAAUACCGGCUGUGAAGUCCUGGCAGAAACUAUGCCAGGAGUUGGUUCUCUCCGGCACACAUCAGAAGGCCAGUGAAGCUUUGCUAGGCACGCUUGCCUGCAGCCCCACCUGUAGAGGCAGGGAGAGGGGCCCGAGCCCUGGAAUGUUUAGAAAGGUACACGGGUGUUUCUGAUGUCCGCGAGAGGCAGGGAGCCUCUGCCUUCCCCAUGUUAUGCAAAGAUUCUCUUAGCACAGCCCUGUUGUGGCUCGUGGUCCAGCCCUGGCCAUCUGCCAUCUCUGUGUAGAAGGGAUGUCUGCUACCUGAAACAGAGAGAACCACAGAGAAUGAGAGAUCUCACUCAAGGAUUUUGUGAGGUGUGAAUGCUCUUAGCCUUUACCGGUAGCUGAAUCAGAUGGUGAAAGGACAUGAGAAAUGCCGCUGGACCAGCGGCAUUACUGGACCAGCCCAGCGGUUCCUCUUUCUUUUUGUGGCUGCGUUGGGUCUUCGUUGCUGUGCGCGGGCUUUCUCUAGUUGCAGCGAGUGGGGGCUGCUCUUCAUUGUGGUGCACGGGCUUCUCACUGCAGUGGCUUCUCUUGUUGCGGAGCACGGGCUCUAGCCGCGCAGGCUUCAGUAGUUGUGGUAUGUGGGCUCAGUAGUUGUGGCAUGCAGGCUCAGUAGUUGCGGCACACAGGCUCUAGAGCACCGGCUCAGUAGUUGUGCUGCAUGGGCUUAGUUGCUCCGUGGCAUGUAGGAUCUUCCUGGACCAGGGCUCGAACCCACGUACCCUGCAUUGGCAGGCAGAUUCUCAACCACUGCACCACCAGGAAAGACCCCCAGCAGUUCCUUUAGCUCAGAAUUUUGGUUCCUGAUGAGCGGCUUGUGGAAGAAAUCUCCACAGCCUCAAUCUAAAACUCUCGAGUUUCUGAAGACCCCUGCUGUUUCUAUUCCAGCCCACUGUGAACCUGCCAUUUGUGGAUUUAAGCAGAAAAAGAGUCUGUUUUCUUAUACUUUUUCUCUUCUUGUCCUUUUGUAGAAACUUUACCCAAAGUAGAACACUCAAAUAAUCAUUGAAGUCAUAAUGUUAUGUUAAAAACACAAACUUGGGGCUUCCCUGGUGGCGCAGUGGUUGAGAAUCCGCCUGCCGAUGCGGGGGACACGAGUUCGUGCCCCGGUCCGGGAAGAUCCC
This is a messenger RNA of Physeter macrocephalus (sperm whale), 3385 nucleotides long. RefSeq names its product nicotinamide nucleotide adenylyltransferase 1 (gene NMNAT1). The record is from RefSeq and is a predicted model, not a curated record. Gene Ontology annotation, molecular function: nicotinate-nucleotide adenylyltransferase activity; nicotinamide-nucleotide adenylyltransferase activity. Gene Ontology annotation, cellular component: nucleus. Bases 424 to 1269 code for a protein of 281 amino acids. The transcript is spliced from 6 exons. Gene Ontology annotation, biological process: NAD+ biosynthetic process. NCBI's taxonomy places the organism in Eukaryota, Metazoa, Chordata, Mammalia, Artiodactyla, Physeteridae.